UUAAUUUUCAGCAAAAUAAGCUAAGAAUUUCGCAGAUUGUUGUACCACCACUAUAGAGAAAACUGCAUAUAAUAUAAAUAAGGCUACACACAAUACCAAAUGUGGCUGCCCAAUAAACUAGUUGUUGUUAUUUCUAGUAAUUAUUUCCGGAUUAAAGGAAAAGAUAUACCAACAAUUGCCGGAAGUUCGAUGGUGUACAUAUACUAAUAAUGGAAAAAAAUGUGAAAGUUUAUUAUUUUGUCACAAUGUAGUUUGCAGAUAUUAUGGCAGAACCUAUUGCACUAUCUAACAAGACAUUUCAACGUGUGGACUUCUCAACAGUCUCGGAUGUCGAACCAAUUCAUUUCUAUAUGAAACGGCACAAAAAGAAACUCACUUGGCAGUCAGUUCUAAACCCGUUCACAAAACAGGUUUGGUUGACCUUGAUCUUUACCAUUACAGUCUUUGGAUUAAUAUUCCGGAAAUUCGUGAAAGUCAAUAAAGGGGAACCCUGGACUUUAAGGAGAACGUACUGGUAUCUGAUGACAACGUUAAUGUAUCAAGGAGUCGACUGCAACAACGCGAUUCGUUCAUCUUCUAGAAUAGCAUUUGGCAUCUGGUUGCUCAUGACAGCAGUCUUGAUCUGGGGUUACGCCGGAAUAUUGACAUCAUUUAUGGCCGUACAGACUGACGAACCGGUUCCGAACACAUUCGAUGAAUUAGCAGAAGCCAUUAAAAGACGAGAAUAUACAUGUGUACUGCUUCCACAUGUUUACUUAGAUCGAUACUUAAAGGAGACAAGAACAAAACACGCAGACCUUUUUAUUACAGAAAGCCGAAAACAUAUUUCUGUUAUGCAAGCAAAGAUGAGACGACAGAACGAUACAUUCAAAAAAAAAUUUUACAAGGAUUCAUUAGAUAGCGAAGCUAAAGGUCAUCAGGAAGCGAUAGUUUUACUAAAUAAACUGAUUAAGGACCUUGUUAAAAAAGAUCGAAUGGUGGUUAUUGGAACUCCUUACUUUGAAAGACUUGCUGCAAAUGCUUAUGGAUCAAACUAUGUGAAAUCUGAUUAUGUUCUUUCUACAGUUUAUAAAGGAUUCGCCAUGAGAAAAGGAUUUCCGUAUAAAAAACAAGUUAACAAACUAGUACGAAGAAUAUUUGAGACAAAAAUUUUUAAAAAUGAAGAAGUUGUUAAUGUACCCAGUUUUGAAGAUGCGGUGAAACCUUUAUCCGUAGCAGAUUUAUACGGUGCACUUGGAAUCCUCGUUAUAGGAUACACUUUGUCCUUUGCUUGUUUCCUCACUGAAAUAAUUCUUGGAAAGUUACUCAAAUAGAAACGUUGGCUUAUAUGUUUCAGCAAUUUCAGCUUAACCUGCACGGCAUCAAUCUUUAAAAACUUUACAUAUGUGGAGGCAUUCAGCGAACAGCGACGCUGCAGAUGCUAUAAUAAAGCGUAUGGCUAAAAUAAUGCUACGUGACGUCGUUAUCUGAAGGCAUUUUAGAAGAAAUAUGCCAUUGUUCGAGCAAAUAUCUACUCGGUUACAAUAAAUCGCUUUAAAACAGCACAUUUUCUCUUUUUGUGGGUCAUUUUUUAAAUGAUUAAAAAAGUAUAUUAAAA
Messenger RNA from Centruroides sculpturatus (bark scorpion), 1597 nucleotides. RefSeq lists its product as uncharacterized. The transcript has 5 exons. The record is from RefSeq and is a predicted model, not a curated record. The coding region runs from base 264 to 1313 and encodes 349 amino acids. Gene Ontology annotation, cellular component: membrane. NCBI's taxonomy places the organism in Eukaryota, Metazoa, Arthropoda, Arachnida, Scorpiones, Buthidae. Gene Ontology annotation, molecular function: ligand-gated monoatomic ion channel activity.